GGAGUGAGGGGCACCAUGCACCCCGCUCCCGGGGCCCUGAGGGGCGGUCCGGGGGCGCCUCUGGAGCCGAGGCCGGGAGCUGAUCUCCCCGCUACCUCCGCUUUGCUCCUGGGAGGCCGCGGGGCCUUGGGAGCCGGAGCAGUCUGCGAAGCCCGCGAAGCCCGGCCGGGUGAGGCGGGGCGGUGGGCGGAGGGGGGAUCAGGUUACAGGGCCGGCCUGGCUGGCUCUGCGGCUGCGGGCCGGGCUCAGCUGGGCGCCUCCAGCAGCAGCAGCAGUGCCGGGAAGAGCCUGCCGCCGGCGGCGGCCGCAGCGUCAACAACAACGGCCAUGGAUUCCCAGUCCCUGGACAGUUGUAUCCAGAGUACGCUCUCGGCACUCUACCCUCCAUUCGAGGUCACAGCAGCCACGGUUCUGUGCCAGGUCUUUGAUGUGGUGGAGAAGACAUACCGUGGGGACGGCCUGCACUACCUCAUCGACUUUCUGAUUCCAGCCAAGCACAUCUUGCAGUGCGUUCAGCAGGAUGCCUGUGUCCAGUAUUGUGGAUUGCUGUUCCGGCAUGAGGGCUGGCCCCUCUGCAUCCAUGAGAAGAUUGUAGUUCAACUUGGCUCCUUCGACUGGCGAAUCUUGAGACCAGGAGACUUUUACCUGCAGGUGGUCCCUUACUUGAAAAAGUCCCCACGAAUCAUUGUGAAAUGUUUGGCCGAGGACAAGCAUAAUGUUGAUGAGCUUGUGGUUCCUGAAGUCUCCUACACUUCCAUUUUCACUGUGGAAUGGCUGAAUGGCAUCAACAGGGAGCGGAUGGGAAUGGCACUGGAAAACUGUUUACUAGGCACAGAAGAUAAAAUAUUCCGGGUGCCCUGGGACAGAAUAGUCAAUCCAGAAUUUAUUGAAAGCCCCCCCAAAAUGAACGGUGGCCUAAGUUCUGUUCCAGUGACUGAACAGCCUUCAGAUUUGGUCUUUUCAGAGGUGCCGUCUCAAAGCAGCUCCCUUGAAGUGGAGUCCCAACUUUUUAAUGGGCCAAGUUUACCUGAAGACAGCCUCUUCAUGACCAAUACAACAGAGCAACUUGUGAGGGCAGCUGCCAGCAUGGAGUGUGUGAGCCCAGGCCUUGGAGAAGACUCUAUAAGUGACCUGGAAGGGGAAUAUGUGGAGCUCACAGAUGUUUCACUGCCUAAAUUUGGACCUCAAUCAGUCUCCCUCAGUUACUGCACUAAGCCGAGGAUGAGAGUAAAGGACAAGCCUGCAGCCAGUCAGGACAGCAGCACUAGCCUGAGGAAUGGAGUUGGUUUAGCAGUCGAAUUAAUGCCACAUGGGCAUCUGGACACAGCAAAGCCCUCUGAUACCCAGAACAGUAAUGCUAGGAAUCUUUUGGAGGAUGCUCAUGAACUAGAAAGUGACAAAUUGCUAUUGGAAAAUUAUGAAGGGCCUGCUGCUGGCUCUGAUGCCAAGGAGCCUUCUGAUGUAAAGGGACAGGCCCAGCCAGAACAUGAGCUUGACUGGAGGUACGCAAUGUGCAGCUACCAUGAUGGAGAAGAUGCUGAAUGUAGGUCUCUGACAGCUGUGGCUUCUGAAAUAACAGAGACAGCUCAGAGGAGUAGCACAGAGCUGGAAAAUGACAGCAGGGUCUCUGAGCAUGGCUAUUGCUCUAGUGUGCUAGGACUCUGA
Messenger RNA from Podarcis raffonei (Aeolian wall lizard), 1665 nucleotides. Its product is annotated as rho guanine nucleotide exchange factor 40-like. The record is from RefSeq and is a predicted model, not a curated record. The transcript is spliced from 4 exons. Bases 16 to 1665 code for a protein of 549 amino acids. Lineage: Eukaryota; Metazoa; Chordata; Lepidosauria; Squamata; Lacertidae.